UUUUACUUUCCCUUGCAUGUUAACAUAAAGGAAUGGAGAGACAUCAAAAGUAGAAUUCCUCCCAUUCCCCAAAACCGAAAUGGAAGUUGACCCUCUUAGGGUUUUUCUCUCUUUGCAAGCAAGAAAGUAGAGUUACAGUGUUUGUCUGAGGUCUGUAGAAGAGGAGAUUGAAGUUCGAGAUUCAGACUCUGAUCUUCUCACGAUUCAUACGGUGGGAGGCUUCAAUUGCAGUCACCAACCAGACGGGGUAGAACACUCCAUUUGACUGCACCUUCACCAUCCUAGGGAUAUCUUCAGGAUAAACACUGCUCAAACAUACAAGGGAAGCUAAAGGUGAUUUAUUGGCUUCAUCUGGAGAUUCAGCAAGCAGCAUACUCUAAAUAUUAGUACAGGUGAAAAUGUUGAUACAAAGUUCUCUUCCUAGUUCAAUUGAAGCAGCUAUAUCUUUUGUAUCUGACCAUGGAAAGCAAGACUUAUUAUGUAAUUGGAUGCUCGGUGCUGAAACUUGGCAGAAGUGUCCAACAUGUGAUGAACAUCUUCAGGAUGGUUGCAAAAAUACAAUUACAACCAGAGAGAAUGAAAGAAAUGGUGAUGAUUCCUUCUCUAUAGUUCAGUCAAUCUCUUCCCACUUAUCAACUGUCAGCAAUAUGUGUGCAAGCACACCAAAUUUAGUGUACAAGCGAAGAAAACUACAAAGGAACUCAGUUGCUCUUUUAUCAGAUAAGGCAGCAACCAACACCAAGGGAAGUGUUGGCUUUCUUUCUUCCUUAAGUUCUGAAGGCCCUUUACAGGCGGCUAAGCAGGAUCAAAUAGGUUCUCAAAUCAAGCAAGAAAGGACUAACUUCAGAUCUCCUGACUUGCCAACAGAUUUAUGCAACAGAGAUCUUGUUAGUGAAAAUGCAUCAAAUUGCCAACAGAUUUACCAGCCAAAUCUUGAGAAUGUUCCUUGUAUACAGAUAAACCAGAAUUGGUGUUUGAAUGUUGUUUCAAAGUCAGAGACUAUUGUUGGAUGUUCUUCAAUUCCAAGGAAUCUUGAGAAUGGUCCUUGUAGACAGAUUGACUGUACUGGGGGUUUGGAUGUUGUUUCAAAGUCAGAGUGUAUUAUAGAAUGUUCUAUUGGAGAAGAGAAUGUGCGUGACGAAGCACCCAACACCAAUGUGUGCAAGCCUGGUAUUGGGUACUAUAGUGUUAAUGAUAGUUGCUCAUCAUCAAAGUCAUGUAUGGAGCUUGUUUCUGCAUCUACAAAGACUGAAGGGGAUGACACUGGAGAGUGUUCUUCAUCAGACAAUUUGGCCAUAGAAGUAUUGGCAGAAGAUUUAUCAGAAAAGGAACUAUGCAUCUCUAUACUUAGAAGCCAUGGGCUCCUUGAAAAAUUUUGGCCUGCCAGAGCCUGUGCUUCUACUGAAGUGCUGGGUAUUGGCACUGAUAGCAAUUGUUUGCGGUCAUGCAAAAUAUGUAGCCGCUCAGACAAUCCACUGAAGAUGCUACUUUGUGAUCAUUGUGAAGAGGCAUUUCAUGUGUCUUGCUGCAACCCUAAAGUAAAGAAGAUACCGGUUGAUGAAUGGUAUUGUCCACCUUGUCUGAAAAAGAAGUGUAAACUUUCAUCGGAGAGUGCUCCUGUAAGAUCAUCAAAUGUUAGCUCUGGCAUGCCUGAGUAUAGGAAUACUGCAUCUAAAGGUGAUUUAGGCCCUAUUUCCUUAAUGUUGAGAGACACUAAGUCUUAUACAUCAGGUGUUCGAAUUGGUAAAGCUUUUCAGGCAGAGGUUCCUGAUUGGACUGGUCCGGUUUCCAACAAUUAUGAUUCAAUUGGUGAACCAUUUGAAAUGGAUGCUACAGAGCAUGUUUGUUUUCAUGGAUGGAAUUCCAAGAAGUCUUCCACACCCAGCUCUAUUGGCAAUUGGCUUCAAUGUCGAGAAGUUCUAUAUGAUGACACAGGGGCAAUUGUUGAGGGACAUAUAUGUGGAAAGUGGCGCAGGGCACCACUUUUUGAAGUUCAAACAGAUGAUUGGGACUGCUCCUGUGCUGUCCUUUGGGAUCCAAUUCAUUCUGAUUGUGCUGUUCCUCAGGAGCUGGAAACAGAUCAAGUUCUAAUGCAUCUAAAAUAUAUAGGAUUGUUGCGGCCUCGGCUAACUGCUAAAAGAAAGAAAUUGAAUCGCACCAAGAGUGAUAGUUCAGAACAAGUAGAGAGGACAUGAAGUAUCUAUACUACACUUGAUGGUAACCUUGAAAUUUCGUGUAAGUAACCAUAAAUCUUGCUUGGUCAUGAUUCUUGUAUAUUCUACUCACAUGCAUUAAAACGGCAUACAUAUAACUGAGUUGAAAAUUUCCCCCCAAAUGUAUUAGAAAACACUGGUACAAGCAGUCAAAUUUUUGUAUUACCAUCCCAAUUGAGUUUGUUGUAGCAUCAAGUACAGUGCAAUUGUAAUCAUUGAGUGAUUCAUUUCUGUUUCUUUUACUUAUUUUAUUUGUUAACUGGCUUUUUUGUAUUGCAUUACCUCCAUAAUAUUUGUUGCAGAUAUGUUACUUUAGCA
Messenger RNA from Nelumbo nucifera (sacred lotus), 2531 nucleotides. Its product is annotated as RING/FYVE/PHD zinc finger superfamily protein. The record is from RefSeq and is a predicted model, not a curated record. Gene Ontology annotation, molecular function: zinc ion binding; DNA binding. Gene Ontology annotation, biological process: regulation of DNA-templated transcription; positive regulation of DNA replication; regulation of heterochromatin formation. Gene Ontology annotation, cellular component: CHRAC; nuclear chromosome. Lineage: Eukaryota; Viridiplantae; Streptophyta; Magnoliopsida; Proteales; Nelumbonaceae.